GCUCUUGAGUGAACUUCCGUUGUUCUUCUUCGAACUUCGAACAUCGGUGUUGUUGAAAUCGUUCUGUUUCUCUGCGGACGUUGCCUUUCAUUUGCUGGUUCUCAGAAUAAAGUGAAGAAAAUUCGGAACAAAACGCAAAGUUUUCACCAUUUUAUUGCUUCUUAUUGAGUCAAUUAGUUUUGUGCAACAGGUUUUCAUCAUACUUUGAAAAAUGCCGAAGAAACCAGCAGCGAAAGGGCCGUUCUUUUUCUUCAUGUUGGAAUUUCGCCGUCGCGAAGAGAGCCGCGGCAAGAGCUUUACCGGCGGAAUGGACCAAGUGAUGCGCGAAGCCGGUCCGCACUGGAAUAAACUGAGCGAUGCCGAACGGGAAGUGUACAAGGAUCGCGCCAAAGCAUACAAGGAACUACCGAAACAAAACUAUGGCGAGAAGUACACGGCCCAGGGCAUUGCCUUCUCCCAGGUGGAGAUGGAGAAACAGCAGCUCAUGAAGAAACAGGAAACGAUCCGGAAAACAAUCUCCGAAAUGAUUCAGACCGCUGUGUUAAAUAACGCAUUGGAGAAGUUGGAGGUGUUCUUCAUGUCCUGCAACUAUUUCUGUAAAACUUCGACGGAAGUUUACGUUCCGGCAGAGUUAGCUUUGAUCAAAUACAACCUGGAGCUUGGCGUUCUUGAUAAAUACCACCAGCUUAUUAAUCCAGUUCGAUUGCCACUUGGUCUGGCCCACGAAGCAAUGACCUACAGCGAACAGACUCACGAGCUUCCGACACCGCCGAACGCAAUGGGAGAAACGGAUUUCGACGCUCUGCUGCAGAAGAUUUUGAGCUUUACUGACUACAACAAUAAGGCUUUCAAAAAGCUGCCUAUUAUGACGGAUGCCAAGGAAGUUCCGAUAAUUGAAAGUCUGUUGAGUCAGCUCAAUGAAGAAGUAAAACUGGAGUAUCAAUUUUUGGUGAUUCCUCUGGGGGAAUUUUUCUUCCACUUGAAACGUGCAACGGAAAAGUACGGCCUGGAUAUUUGUACCUUUCCGACCAAAACUGUGGCGGACAUUUUAUUAAAGAAGGAUGCAUACGAAUACACCAGCGGUAUUGCUUGUGACUUUCACGAAAAGCAAGGCAAUCAAAGGUUCUGCGCACUAUCCAAGGUGGUUCGCUGGUCGUACAUAAUCUCGGAUAAUUGUUGCUUGGAUUUGAGCAUCGAUCUCAUAGCCGGCCGUCACUUGCCAUCGAACGCUGAUACAACGUUGUGUUCGGAUUUGUACGAAACCACUUCCAGAACGAAUCAAAGUCAGUCUGAUGGAAUGUCUUUCGUGUCGGCAUCGGAACUGACUCACUUCACGCUGCCGAAGAUUCAGAAGGUGCAAUCGAAGGUACCGUUCCGUUGUGUGGCGGAGGACAAAAAUGGUUCCGUAAUCUACAGCUCGCGUACGGUAGCGAAGAAGGACGUGAAGAAGGAAGAGUCCGAUGCAGAGUCGGCCCCGUCGAUCAAUCCGUUCUACAUGGUGGACGGCAACGAAAGUGUCUACGCUCCGAGUUAUCCACCGAAGAGCAGGGCAGGAAGCAGCAGCAACUACAAUCCGUUCAGCCGACAGAAAAAGCUAGACGAAGUUCGUGAACCACACCAGGGGUUGGGCGUCAAGGGUAAAGGUCGCGGACGAUUGGUCGCGGCUGCUAACAACUCGUUCAGUUCCAUGCUGAAAGGGACAGGACGUGGAAUGGGUCUUUUUGCCGGAUUGUCAUCGGUUGGAACGAGUUCCUCCAUUGGAGUGAGCGAUGACGAAAAUUGAUCGUUUUGGUGAGUUGGUGAUGUUGUUCGAUCGACUGUUACUCAAAUAUGCUUAAUAAUUUCAAAAUUUGCUUUGUUGUGUGAUAUUUGGCAAGUGUCGAUCCAAUUGUUUUACGUCGUGACAAAUUUCCAAUUCUAAUUUGUUCCUUACACGGUGAAAUACAAGUGCUAUGUUUCCCACAACAUUAAAUCUGGCAAGAAACUGCAUUCAUGUUUUUUUUUUAGUUAAGCCUUUCUUUUUAUACAGAUAUGUCUACAAAAUGGUAGCAAUAAAUCAAUGAAAUCGA
Messenger RNA from Aedes albopictus (Asian tiger mosquito), 2069 nucleotides. RefSeq names its product protein maelstrom homolog. The coding region runs from base 212 to 1783 and encodes 523 amino acids. Gene Ontology annotation, biological process: piRNA processing; male meiotic nuclear division; negative regulation of DNA-templated transcription. Gene Ontology annotation, molecular function: sequence-specific DNA binding. The transcript has 3 exons. The record is from RefSeq and is a predicted model, not a curated record. Lineage: Eukaryota; Metazoa; Arthropoda; Insecta; Diptera; Culicidae. Gene Ontology annotation, cellular component: nucleus; P granule.